Molecule: messenger RNA, 855 nt
Organism: Phlebotomus argentipes
Lineage: Eukaryota; Metazoa; Arthropoda; Insecta; Diptera; Psychodidae
Product: zinc finger protein 626-like
Exons: 2
Coding region: 1-627 (208 amino acids)
Cellular component (GO): nucleus
Source: RefSeq, a predicted model, not a curated record
AUGGAUCAAGUCGAUCAAGUCAUGGAUAUUAAAAAGGAAAUUGAAGAUUCUGAUUGUUAUGAGCCAAGAGACGAGUUCAUCGAUAGCGAAAUUGUUAAGGAGGAGUACGAUAUUCAGGAUGAAACAUCAAAUUUAGUGACAAAGAAGAUUGAUGCCCAGGAGGAAGAACAGCACGAAUGUCCUCUUUGUGAGAAGGUCUACCAGUCAGCACACUCCCUGGGAGUACACUUCAAUAUCCACAACUGCCGAGACAAGAAAUUCCUUUAUAGGAAGUCCUAUAAAUGUGGGAUUUGUGGGAAGGAUUUCAUGAACAAGUCUAGCCUACUGAGGCACAUUACUAUACACUCCAAUGUGAGGAAUUUUGAGUGUGCUUUGUGUUCCAAGAAAUUCAAGAGCAAGCAGAACAUUGGGCGGCACAUGAAAAUUCACACACAAAGGCCUCAACCGUGUCCGCAGUGCAAGAACAUUUUGAAAAACUUAAUAUCUCUGAAAUAUCACGUUAAAUUCCAUUGCCAAGUGACUAAACAUCUCAGACAAAAAGGUAUUUGCACAAUCUGCAACAAAGCCUACGCUACAAAGUAUAGUCUUAACAGACAUAAUAAGAGACUUCACAAGGAUUCAGUUUAGACCUCACAUAAAAAAUCAUCUAAAAUCUAACCGGAAAAAGUUUCCAGUCAAAUGAAAUUUAUAAAGAUAACAAAGAUAUGAAAUUUACAAAAACUGAUAAUUGAUGUCGAUUUUAUUGAAAUAAAUGAACUAAAUACAAUACAAAAAAUAGAUACGAAAACAUUUUUAAUUAAGAUUCAUUUUAGCAUUUUGUUAACGUUCCGGAUGUGCUUCGUUUCUUAGGUUUCA